This is a messenger RNA of Antrostomus carolinensis (chuck-will's-widow), 785 nucleotides long. RefSeq names its product WD repeat domain 70 (gene WDR70). Lineage: Eukaryota; Metazoa; Chordata; Aves; Caprimulgiformes; Caprimulgidae. The annotation marks the transcript as partial. The record is from RefSeq and is a predicted model, not a curated record. Gene Ontology annotation, cellular component: nucleus; site of double-strand break. Gene Ontology annotation, molecular function: protein binding. The transcript has 7 exons.
GUACACACAAAGUUCCACUGCAGGCAAGCGCAUGCUCCAGGCACCGACACUUCAUGCUUGACAUUUUCCUAUGAUGGUACUGUCCUUGCCAGCCGGGGAGGAGAUGAUACCUUAAAGAUAUGGGAUAUUAGACAAUUUAAAAAGCCUCUUAAUGCAGCAGAAAGACUGCCUAGCUUCUUUCCAAUGACAGAUUGUUGUUUCAGCCCAGAUGAUAAAAUACUUGUCACAGGCACCUCUGUUAAGAAAGGUGGUGGCAGUGGGAAGCUUUUUUUCUUUUAUCGGGAGACAUUCCAGAAGUUGUAUGAGAUAGAAGUUACAGAUGCGAGUGUUGUGCGUUGCCUUUGGCAUCCCAAGCUGAACCAGAUCAUGGUUGGUACAGGAAAUGGUUUGGCCAAAGUGUACUAUGAUCCUGUUAAAAGCCAGAGGGGAGCAAAAUUAUGUGUGGUCAAAACAAAACGAAAGGAGAGACAAGCAGAGACUCUUACACAGGAUUACAUCAUAACACCCCAUGCGCUUCCGAUGUUCCGUGAACCACGACAACGAAGCACCAGGAAACAGCUGGAGAAGGAUAGACUGGACCCCAUGAAGUCUCACAAACCUGAACCUCCAGUGGCAGGACCAGGUCGCGGUGGGCGUGUUGGAACUCACGGAGGUACCUUGUCAUCAUAUAUAGUCAAGAAUAUUGCACUGGAUAAAACAGAUGAUAGCAACCCUCGAGAAGCUAUUUUACGUCACGCAAAGGAAGCGGAGGAGAAUCCAUACUGGGUUGCUCCGGCAUAUGCUAA